Molecule: messenger RNA, 984 nt
Organism: Emiliania huxleyi CCMP1516
Lineage: Eukaryota; Haptophyta; Isochrysidales; Noelaerhabdaceae
Exons: 2
Coding region: 1-984 (327 amino acids)
Source: RefSeq, a predicted model, not a curated record
AUGGCAAGCGUCGUGCUUCUCGUCUCACUGCCCUACGUCCUGGCUGCUCGGUGUGGCGUGGACAGCUGCACCGACGCCGUCCUCGCAACGCUCGCCCAAGAUUUGACCGCCAACUACAAGGGCUUCUCAUCGUGCGAGUCUCGCAUCAACUGGGUGAAGAGCAACACCGGCCGGAAUGAGGAAAAGUCGUGCGAAAAGCCCUUGUGCGACUGGUCGACGCACGACUACAAGCUCGUGGGCACCGAGAUGUCGUGCGUAGCGCGCGACCCGAUGGGCGGUGAGUCGAGCGGUAUGUCCUCAAUGAGCAUGGGCUGUGGCAACAUGUCGUGCGCAUCGACCCUCGCUUUCCUCCACGAGAACAUGGUGAUGCACCACGGAAUGGCGAUCGAGUUUACAUGCGAUGUUGAGGUGGAUUUCGUUCGCGGCAUGAUCCCGCACCACGCAGGCGCAGUCAAGAUGUGCGACAUCCUGCGUGGCUCGGUGAGCGUGGAGACGGACUCCGACGGCUCUGGCAUGGGAAUGAUGCACUCGUCCGGGAGAAUGCUAAUGCCGGCCGCGAUCGACCCCUUCCUCGAGGGCCUCUGCUCUGACAUUGUGGAGACGCAGGCGCGUGAGAUUGCGGAGAUGGAGGCAUGGCUCGCGAGCCGCAGCCUGGGCGCGUACACGUCCUGUGGCGACGGCCACGGCGGCGGCAUGGGUGGCCACGACAUGGGCAGCGGCGAUAUGGACAUGGGCGGCGAUAUGCCUGGCCACGACAUGGGCGGAGGCAGCAUGGGCGGCGACAUGCCUGGCCACGACAUGGGCAGCGGCGAUAUGGACAUGGGCGGCGACAUGCCUGGCCACGACAUGGGCGGAGGCAGCAUGGGCGGCGACAUGCCUGGCCACGACAUGGGCAGCGGCGAUAUGGACAUGGGCGGCGACAUGCCUGGCCACGACAUGGGCGGAGGCAGCAUGGGCGGCGAAAUGCCUGGCCACGGCAUGUGA